UAGAACAUCGAUGAAUGAUCAAACUGUGGUUUCGAACCAACUUUCUCCAAUAGAAACGAGUAUUUGUGGUGCCGUAGCGGGUGCAGUUUCCAGACUAGUUGCUUCUCCACUUGACGUAGUCAAAAUACGUCUUCAGCUUCAAACUGGAAUAUCAACAUUUGGCCUUACUUCAAAGCAACAAGUAUCUCAAUCAAAAAUUAUAGGAAGAAAGUAUAAUGGCAUGUUGCAUGCUAUUAGUAUGAUUAUAAGGGAGGAAGGUAUUAGGGGGUUAUGGAAAGGAAAUCUUUCUGCUGAAUAUUUGUAUCUUUCAUAUG
Messenger RNA from Scutellospora calospora, 314 nucleotides. NCBI's taxonomy places the organism in Eukaryota, Fungi, Glomeromycota, Glomeromycetes, Diversisporales, Gigasporaceae. The record is from the annotation of a GenBank genome assembly.